AGCAGCGGCGGUUCCUUGGCAUCGCCGCCGCUUUGGUCGCGCCUUUCGGUCUUGGCCUUCCCAUCCUUCCCACCGAUACAUCUGCCCCUCGACGGAACCCAUACUCCCUCCCUUCAUCGCCGUGCUUGCUGGCAUCUCCUGCACUACCCCCUCGCAUUCGAUACUCUCACUUCCGGCCCUCGACCCCCCCCAUGUCUGACCCUGGAUUCCUCACCGAAGAGAUCGCGCAGUCGCUCUCGGACAGUGAGAAGGCCUAUCGCAGCUAUCUGCUCGAUACGCUGAUCACCAACCUGGUCGUGCUGCGAGAGCAGACGUGGAUCGGCAACGACGACUUUGAUACCAUCAGCAAUGCCCUGAAUCUCGAAAAGUUCGACCCGGUGUCAGCUGCCCUCGGGCCCAAUCUCGAGUCUGCCGCCCGCGGCAUCGGCAACACCUACUACGACGAUCCAACCCGCAAGAACGGUAUCCGCGGCCUGCUCAAGGGCACCAACUAUGGCCGAGGCCACCGGCCCCCGAACAGCGCCAACGACGAGGACGACCAAGCCGACGACUACCAGCAGCAGCAGCAACAGCGGUCGCGCCAGGGCUCGUCGGCCUCAACCUCGUCCGGCGGCAAGCUGGGUGCCUUUGGAUCGCAGGUCGGCGGUGCAGCCACUCGCGGCCUCAAAAAGCUGGGCACAAUGACGAGCGGGGCUGCCAGCAGCAUCACCCGCAAGAACAGCGAGCCCAGCCCCGUUCGCCGCUCGUCGACCCUGACCAGCCCAACCACCAUCAGCCGGCCCAGCAUCGAGCCCGAAUCGUCCAAGUUUGACUUUUACUAUGUCGGCAUCAGUGAGUUUAUCUCGGACGAGCCGGGCGAUCUGUCGUUCCGGGAGGGCGAUGUGAUCGAAGUGAUCGAAGAAGUCGACGAAAACUGGUGUGAAGGACGCUGCCGAGGCAAAGAGGGGCUCUUCCCGGUGACGUACUGCCGCAAGGAGCAUCGCGGCAGUUCGGGUCCUCCCAAGCUCCCAUAUCGUCGCUGAACAACCCCACACCCGGCAGCCACGAUAACAUUACUGCUGCCUCGUCCAGUCCAGUCCAGUCCAGCCCAGUCCAGUCCAGCCCUCGAUGCAGCACAGUCGCUGGUCAUUGAUGUGGGCUUUAUCGAGUACUUACUUCCACCCCCACUCUCUCGCGCUCGCGACCCUGUGACUAUACAAACAUGGUCGGUCUCGGCAGAAGUACGCCGGCUCGCAUUCGGCCACCACCGGGCCGCUUAUCCUCUGGUUGUAUUGCAGUCAUCCGAGAGCUCUCAAUAGACCGAACCGUCUACACCA
Molecule: messenger RNA, 1316 nt
Organism: Polychytrium aggregatum
Lineage: Eukaryota; Fungi; Chytridiomycota; Chytridiomycetes; Polychytriales
Exons: 3
Coding region: 192-1022 (276 amino acids)
Molecular function (GO): protein binding
Source: RefSeq, a predicted model, not a curated record